Messenger RNA from Marchantia polymorpha subsp. ruderalis, 1745 nucleotides. NCBI's taxonomy places the organism in Eukaryota, Viridiplantae, Streptophyta, Marchantiopsida, Marchantiales, Marchantiaceae. The record is from the annotation of a GenBank genome assembly.
UCAAAGCCAGUUCUGUCGAUUAUUGGUCACGGCGACGCUUCUUUUGAAAUGUCGAAACUGUGCAGAACGGCAGUUGUCGAUCCCUUGGGCUUCUUUGCCGCGCCAUCUUUCUGCCCAGCUUUCGAAGCGCGCUUGGAGAAGUGGAGGAGUGGGUUUGGGGUUUUAGAGACAGAGUCGUGUCGAAGAAACGUGGUGACAGAGUGAAGAGGGCAGAGUGUCGCAUACGGAGGAGGAAGAGGUUCAUGUCCAUCUCCAGCGGCUGGCCUCAGGGACUUGCACACGAUUUAGUGUGCAAAUAGAGUCCGGAAAGAAAGUUCGUCUGAUUGUUAUCUUGGGCUUCUAUAGACAAGAGAAAGUGCGGGAGGCGCGAUGCCUCGCUAUGCGCAACUAGUGAUCGGGCCGGCUGGGAGUGGCAAGUCUACGUACUGUCACAACCUAUACCAACACUGUCAGAGCGUGGGCCGAGUAAUACAUAUUGUGAAUCUCGAUCCUGCGGCGGAAACCUUCCGGUAUCCCGUGUCUGUAGACAUCCGCGAGUUGAUAUCCCUAGAGGAUGUGAUGGAGGAGCUGAAGCUGGGACCAAAUGGGGGCCUGGUGUAUUGUAUGGAGUAUCUUGAGGAGAAUCUCGAUGAUUGGUUGUCAGAGCAGCUGGAAGAUUACAUCGACGAUGACUAUCUUGUGUUUGACUGUCCCGGUCAAAUUGAACUCUAUUCCCAUAUACCUGUUUUACGGACAUUCGUCGACCAGCUGAAGAAGUGGGACUUCGCUGUUUGUGCAGUUUACAUGCUCGAUUCUCAGUUUGCUUCAGAUGUCACAAAAUAUAUCAGUGGAUGCAUGGCAUCGUUGUCCGCAAUGAUCCAGCUCGAGGUUCCUCAUGUGAACGUCUUGACAAAGAUGGACUUACUUCCCAGCAAAAGUAAUGUCGACAAGUUUCUUGAUCCGGAUGCGAGGUUACUGUUAGGAGAAUUGAAUGAUCAAAUGGCUCCUCGAUUUCAAAAACUUAACAAGGCUUUGGCCGAACUAGUUGACGAUUACUCAAUGGUGAGCUUCCUUCCCCUCGAUAUCAGGGAUGAAGAAAGCAUCCAGUAUCUGUUGUCACAUAUUGACAAUGCAAUUCAAUUUGGAGAAGACGCAGAAGUGAAAAUCAAAGAUUAUGACGCCGACAUGGGUGAAUCUGAAGACGCUGGCAACUUCGACAUGGGUGGCGAAGACGAAGAUUAGUGAACAGCGCUUAACAUUAUCCUGAUUCUGAGACUUGAUACACCACUGUAAAUUUGACUUACUGUUGAAUCGUCAUGACUAGCAACGGGAUCUCGCUAACAAAAAAUAACUUAGAAUAACUAGUAUUAGGACCAACGUGAGCAGAAUCAGGUGCAAGCAUAUCUAUUCCAUGUCGCUUGGAGGCGUAUCUGGAGAGAAUUUAUCCUCCGCAUGUAGGAGAGUAUGUCUAAGAGAAGUGGAGAAGCCAGUUUUGUCAGCACUUGGGAUCAUUGAGUUCUCAAAUGUGCAGAAUUAUAUCUCUAAUCGUCUAUUUUUGAACAGGAAGACGGAGGUUUUAAAAAUUGUGUUGAUGCUGUAAAUUUAAGUCUUGAAUAUUGCGAAGCUUAUUGCUCUUGGAAGAAAUUGACGCAAUUGAGUGUUCAACGUCACUCUCUGCUAUCUUUUUCAGCAUAUAGAAUCGAAAAUUCUUAUGAGUGAAGGCAGGUAGUGUUUCUACUCUUUCCGCUUUUUUAUAAUCGAUUUCA